Molecule: messenger RNA, 654 nt
Organism: Cercopithifilaria johnstoni
Lineage: Eukaryota; Metazoa; Nematoda; Chromadorea; Rhabditida; Onchocercidae
Source: the annotation of a GenBank genome assembly
AUGGAAGAAGUGGAACCUAUGGAAGAUAACGAUGACGAGUCGAUUACACCGUCUCAACUUGUCAAAGAAAUUACGAUUGCAUGGCAAAAUGAAAUUUGUGCACCACGACUAUUGCCACACAUGGAGACUAUUGUUGAUUUAAUGAUUGAUCAAUUAGAAUCCAUGGAAGAGAAUUUCAGUAGAUGCAAGGAUCAUACUUCGCUAAAAAUUAUUCUGCAUAAGAUGGAAGUGCAACGCUUGGCUUAUAUGAUCAAUGAAUAUAUUAGAGUACGAUUAAAAAAGAUCGAAAAGGAUGUUGAAGUACUGCAGAAUGAGGAUAUUGAGCGAGAAAAAACAAAUGCCCCACGUCUGCUUAGUACAGCCGAAAAAGUUUUUGCUGAACGUUAUGAGUUGAUGAAACGCCAUUUAAUGGAAACGAAUUUCCUGGAACGAAUACCGCCUGCAUUACAACGUCUUCCGACUGCUGCACUUGAUAUGUCCGCCGAACGGGUAAUUGUCGAAGUGACCAACGAUAAACAAGAACAGGCAGUGAUUCCCGAAAUGAGUGACUUGUUAUCAGAUCGAGCCAUUGAUCUGCCACCCGGUUCCAUCCAUUUUAUCCCGUACCCGUCAAUAGCUGAUCUUCUGGAAGCUAACAAAGUUCGCUUAUUGUAG